CAAUGCAGUGGGUGAGGUUUGGGUGUGAGUGAGUGCCUCCACCAGGAAUGCGGUCGUGUGUGUUUGACUGUACACUCUCGCCCAGGCUUAUCUGUCAGUUUCUCUGCAUGUCUCGCCUGACAGACACCGAAAGAGACUCUGAUAAACUCUCACGAUCACGUCAGAAAAUGGAGAAAGGGAAAAGGAGAAUACAGAGGUAGAAGAGACGCGAGAACGGGCACCGUGUGGAUACAUGAAGCGAGUGUCAGAGCACCUGUUCCUGGACACCUGACAGACUUCCAGGAAAUCCCUCACUGAAUCAGCUCGUAGAGACUUUUCUCUCUUUCUCUCUGGUGGAUUUUGUAUUCAUCCAGAUUCUAACUCAGUGAACUUUGUGUGGAUUAUGGCUGUGGACUGACUGAACAUUUGAAUUCAAACUCUAGAUCUACUGCAGGUGCUGCUUUACCUUUCAGAUUCGUAUCUUGUUUUUACUUUCGUUGCCAAAUUUUCACUUUAAGAAGUUAAAUCUGUGUCUGUCAAGUUGAGGCUUCGGCAUCACUCUUGGACUUUUUAUUCCCUGGAUGAAUACUGUCUCUGUAUAUCAUGUGUACAAAGAUAUUCUCAGGAGAUAUUCUGUGAUCGACCGCGUUAUGAUGUUGGAAUGACAUCAGAGUUUCUGCUAAGGUGACAACAGAGAGAACGAUCUCACUAAAGAUUUUACAUCUGACUCCUGACUGAUGCUACACACACUGCUGGAGCUGAACAUGGUAUCUCACUGCAUCAGAAGUGAACCCCAAAGCCUGUCCUUGUGGUGAGGUCCCUGCUGUAACCAUGGCAUCCUGGGUGAAGCAGCAGGAGCGUGGCCUGUCCUCUCUAUUUUCUUGCUGCUUCAGAGGAAAUGACCAACCAGAGAUCACCUACUGCCAUGAAAACAUUGACAACAUGGCUGUGCUGGAGCCCACCCUGCCCAUGCCCCCCCUUCAAGAGCUGGACUCCAGGUUUGCUGAGCUGGUGGAUGAAUUGGACCUUACAGAGGAGCACAGAGCUGCCAUGUUUUCUCUGCCAGCAGAGAAAAAAUGGCAGAUCUACUGUAGUAAGAAAAUGGAGGCAGAGGAGAAUAAAGGAGCUACCAGCUGGCCAGAGUUUUAUAUUGACCAGCUCAGGACCAUGGCUACUAGGAAGACUCUGCUGGCACUGGAGGAUGAAGAAGAUCAGGGAAGACAAAAGGUGGUAGAAGGUCUGAAAACAGCACUGAGGACACAACCAAUGAGAUUCGUGACACGAUUCAUUGACUUGGAUGGCCUGUCUUGUAUCCUGAAUUUCCUCAAGUCAAUGGACUACGAGACUACUGAGUCUCAGAUCCACACCUCAUUGAUCGGCUGCAUCAAAGCUCUAAUGAACAACUCUCAGGGUAGAGCUCAUGUCCUGGGUCACACUGAGAGCAUCAACAUCAUCGCGCAAAGUCUCGCCACUGAAAACAUCAAGACAAAGGUUGCAGUGUUAGAGAUCCUCGGCGCGGUAUGUUUGGUGCCAGGGGGCCACAAGAAAGUACUAGAAGCUAUGCUGCACUACCAGAAAUUCGCCUCAGAGAGAACUCGCUUUCAGAACCUGCUGACAGACUUGGAUAGAUCCACUGGCCGCUACAGAGAUGAAGUCAGUCUGAAGACUGCCAUCAUGUCCUUCAUCAACGCUGUGCUCAGUCAGGGAGCAGGAGCGACCAGUCUGGAGUUCCGCAUCCAUUUGCGCUACGAGUUCCUGAUGUUGGGCAUCCAGCCAGUCAUUGACAAACUACGUUCCCAUGAAAACGCCACCCUGGACAGACAUCUGGACUUCUUUGAGAUAUUGAGGAAUGAGGAUGAACUUGCGAUUUCCAAACGCUUUGAUGUUGUCCAUAUAGAAACUAAGAGUGCCAGUCAGAUGUUUGAGCUGAUCAAGAAGAAUCUGAACCACACUGAAGCGUACCCUCACCUCCUGUCUGCACUGCAGCACUGUCUCAUGAUGCCAUAUAAGCAGAGCAGUACCACACUUCAGUACUGGGUGCUGUUGGACCGGAUCAUUCAGCAGCUGGUUCUGCAGACAGACAAAGGUGAAAACCCUGAUUUUGCUCCACUGGAGGACUUCAACGUUAAAAAGAUUGUGCGCAUGCUCGUCAAGGAGAACGAGGUCAAACAAUGGAAAGAACAAGCUGAUAAAAUGAGAAAAGACCAUCAGAACUUACAGCAGCGUUUGGAAAAGAAAGAGAGGGAGUGUGAGGCCAAGAACAAGGAGAAAGAAGAUAUGAUGGCGAUGCUGAACAAGAUGAAAGACAAGCUGGAGCGAGAGAUCAACGAUCACAAGCAAGCCAAACUACAAGUGGCCGAACUGUCUGCACGGCUGCAGCAGCUCAGCUCUAAUCAGACCUCCAGUGUUCCAGGAGGACCUCCUGUGACCUCCGCUGGUUUGGUUUCUCCUGGUAUCGUCCCGUCCAUUCCAUCUCUUCCUCCUCCUCCUCCUCCUCCACCACCCCCUCCUCCCCCGGGGGCCCCGCCAGCUUUUGGCAUGGCUCCGUUAGCUCCACCUCUUCCUCCAGGAGCUCCGCUCGGAGCUGCCCGCAAGAAGAAUAUUCCUCAGCCAUCCAACCCGAUGAAGUCAUUCAACUGGAGCAAACUGCCUGAGAACAAGACAGAAGGAACCAUAUGGAAAGAAAUCGACGAUCUCGAGGUGUUCAAGGUCCUGGAUCUAGAGGAGUUCCAGAAGACCUUCUCAGCUUACCAAAAGCCACAAAAGGAUGCUGAGGAUGAUCACACUUUCACUAAGAAAGUCAAGGAGCUGUCAGUGAUCGAUGGUCGCCGCGCACAGAACUGUAACAUCCUGCUCUCACGACUGAAGCUGACCAAUGAGGAGAUCCGCCAUGCCAUCCUGACCAUGGAUGAACAGGAGGACUUACCUAAAGACAUGCUAGAGCAGCUUCUGAAGUUUGUUCCAGAGAAGAGUGACAUUGAGCUGUUAGAGGAACACAAGCACGAGCUGGACCGCAUGGCCAGAUCAGACCGCUUCCUGUACGACAUGAGCAGAAUCAACCACUAUCAACAGAGACUCCAGGCUCUCUACUUCAAGAAGAAGUUUGCUGAGAGAGUGGCUGAGGUCAAACCUAAAAUCAAAGCUCUGUGUCUUGCGUCCAGUGAGGUGGUACAGAGUGGGAUGCUGCGUCAACUCCUCGAGGUGGUUCUGGCCUUUGGGAACUAUAUGAACAAAGGACAAAGGGGAAAUGCCUAUGGAUUUAAAGUGUCCAGUCUCAACAAGAUAGCUGACACCAAGUCAAGCAUAGACAAGAACAUCACUCUGCUCCACUACAUGAUCACUGUGCUGGAGAAGAAGUAUCCAAAGGUGGCAGCUUUCAGUGAGGAGCUGCAGAAUGUACCAGAAGCUGCUAAAGUCAAUCUGACAGAGUUGGAGAAGGACAUUGGCAGUCUGCAGCUAGGCCUAAACAGCGUUGAGAUGGAGCUGCAGUACCAGCAGGCUCAGUCUUCUCACAGUCCUGCUGAUAAGUUCAUCCCCGUGGUCAGUCAGUUCAUCACUGUGGCCUCCUUCAGCUUCUCUGAGGUAGAGGAGUCACUUGCUGAGGCCAAAGAACUGUUUGGAAAGGCACUGAGACACUUUGGAGAAGACUCAUCCAACCUGCAGCCCGAUGAGUUCUUUGGGAUCUUCGAAACUUUCCUCGCUGCUUUCUCUGAGGCCAAACAGGACAAUGAGAACAUGGCCAGACGCAAGGAGGAGGAGGAGAAACGGGCACUCAUGGAGGCACAGCUGAAGAGAGACAGGGAGCAGAGGACGAGGAAAGCCAAGGCGCAUGAAGAGGAGGGCGGAGAGUUUGACGACUUGGUGUCGGCGCUGCGCUCUGGAGAGGUGUUUGAUAAGGAUCUGUCCAAAAUGAACCGCCGAAAACAGCGGAGACACAAUUCAUUUGAAGGCAGCCGAGAGAGACCAGUAACAAAACUAAACCAGUAACAGGAAGCUUCAUGGACAGCAACAACAUCUCACUGGGAAAAGCCUGCAGAAUGUCCCACUAAUACUGUGGUGGGUAUGAUGGUAUUAUUCUCUCUUAAACCCACACUUCUGGUUCAUGGUUCGAUGUUGUACAUAUAAAGAUACAUACAGUAUAUGUACAGUAUAUAGAGACAACCUUUGUCCUUUGGACCUUUGUUGUGCUGCCAUUGACUGUGGAGGCAUCUAGAGUAAACAACAACAAGCCUGAGUUUUUCAUACAGACACAGUAUAACACAAAGUGCAUUAUUUUUCACUCUGCUCUGAUCUAGUUGCAGAUAGAGGAGAAUCUGUCUUUGAGCAAUAGUUCUGUUUCUUCGCUGCUCUGAAUGAUCUGCAUUCCAUUACCAGCACUGUGCAUUUGUAUUUUUUUUUUCUACAUGUAAAUAUGUGGUGAUGUAACUGUUUUUUUUUGAUUGAUUGAAGAUUGCUGCUUGUGUGAAAAAUAUGAAGCUACAGUUAGUUUAGCUGGAAACAACGAGUCUGUACAAAGUCAACAAAUGAUUAUAUUUAACAGAGCCAGGCUGACCAUGUCCUGACUCCAGCUCCAUAUGAAUACCCUCACUUUACGCACUGACAGAAAAGUAUUUAACAAAAUGUUGAACUAUUCCUUUAUCACAGUUCAGUCACUGCAGAGAUGUGUGAUGCAGACUGUGAACAACAUGGAGUUGAGUUUUCUUCUAUAAAUAUAACGUACUCCACACCUACACUUACUUUAGUGUUUAUGUAAAAAUGAAUAUAUAUAUAUAUAUAUAUAAUAAUAAUAAAAAAUCUUACUUUAAAGCUCUCAUAUGGACAUAUGAGAUAGAUAAAAUAUAUUUAACAUAUGUACAAAAUGUGUAUAUUGCCCAAAUGUGCGCAUGUUAAAUAUUGAUGAGUUUCAUUAGACUUGUAAAUUACAGUUCUGAAAGAGAAAAUCGAUCUGUUAAAACAUCUAUUGAUCAAUGUGAAAUUUAAACCAAGUUGAUAUUA
This is a messenger RNA of Lates calcarifer (barramundi perch), 4974 nucleotides long. Its product is annotated as disheveled-associated activator of morphogenesis 1-like. Gene Ontology annotation, cellular component: stress fiber. Lineage: Eukaryota; Metazoa; Chordata; Actinopteri; Centropomidae. Gene Ontology annotation, molecular function: actin binding; small GTPase binding. Gene Ontology annotation, biological process: actin cytoskeleton organization. The record is from RefSeq and is a predicted model, not a curated record.